Molecule: messenger RNA, 5855 nt
Organism: Syzygium oleosum
Lineage: Eukaryota; Viridiplantae; Streptophyta; Magnoliopsida; Myrtales; Myrtaceae
Product: ABC transporter B family member 3-like
Exons: 13
Coding region: 1920-5753 (1277 amino acids)
Biological process (GO): transmembrane transport
Cellular component (GO): membrane
Molecular function (GO): ATP hydrolysis activity; ATP binding; ABC-type transporter activity
Source: RefSeq, a predicted model, not a curated record
CGUUUCACUUGUUCAAUUGACAGUCCAAAAUGCUCUCACGUUACCCCUUUUCCCUUAUUCUUGCAACGACUUUCAUUUUCUCGUUAAAAGAAUCUUUCCGGCGGCCUUGUCAACGUCGCCACUACCGCGGUUUGCCACCAUCCAAGGUCAAACACCAUUGCCGCCGCCACCGAACCCGGGCGCCGCCGCCAAUCACGGAUGACGACGGGAAAGGAGGAGGAGGAAGAAAAAACUUAUCCAAACAAGGUCCUAAUGGAGUGUCUCCACUCAUGCCGUUACAAGGACAAAAUAAUAUCUCUACAAAGCGCAGCACAGGAUCAAGACAGGCCAGAACCUAUUAUGGACUGAGGAAGGCAUUCAAGUUAGCGCGUAUCGUUCAUCCAAUCCAAAAGUUGAGGAUCAUCAGGCUUUGAAUCCUGUAGCUGUCCCUCGCUUUCUGGAGUUGGUGCGCCAACAGGAAUUGGUGGACCUUCGGGAGUACUUCCAGAAGUUCCCUUGCAUCAUCUGGCUAUUGGAACAAGCCGGGGACAUUAUCGGGUUAUAUUAUGCGCAAAUUCAUUCUGUUGGGUAAAAAGAAAACACAUUCUAAUACAUCUAUUGCAAGAUCUGUAUAUCUGAAGUCAUGGAAAAUGGAAUGUUGACUCGGUUCAAAUUGUGUCUUGGGUAAUGAACUCUUGAAUAAGGGAAAACUGCUUUCUUCACACGACCUACAGGGGAUCUUGCCUGGAUAAUUGCUAUUGCCAAAUCAUAAAACUGCAAUAAUUGUGAAUGCACGACGUUAUGGCGAUCCUACGAAGUGAGUGAUUAACAGCAUGGUAUAAUUAAGGAUGUGUUUUCAUGAGUAUCAAUCAUAGGAUUACAAUUGACUAAUCACAAGAGCAUGUUAAAACCUCUUUAAUCUUUGCCCCCUUGGCUCAAGAAAAGACUCAAUUACUUGAUUUUUGGAAGAAAUGAACAUAGGUAAAUCCAAGAUGAUUAAAACAGUUUGACAAAAUUUGAGCACUUCUGCUUCUGCGCAACUCAAGAGAAAAACGUUAAAGAAACAAAAAUUUUAAAAAAACUUAAGGUCUGUGAACAUUCCAAUGGUCUUCGAAUGUUCCUCUUUGACUCUAUAAAUGAUACCGUCAUGAUACCCUAGUCGGCUACUUGGCUGAAUGCAAAAGCUUUUUCCUAGAAACUUUCAAGAUCCUCUCUUUUACGCUAAGUCCACUAAGAAAAAGGCAGAGGGAAAGGCAAAGUAGCAAGGUUCAUUGGUCCUAAAUGCCAAUCUCUUUUUCUAAGUUUUAUCAAGUAGUAAUUUUUCCCCUCAAUUUCUUUCCUUUUCACAACUUGCUUUCAUCCCCCCAUAAAAACCUCUAGUGUUGGCUAAUGGUAUUCACUCUCUUCUCUGGAAUAGUUGUGACUGUACACACUCCUUUGAAGUUCACUCCGCUUGUAAAUUGUUUGACAAAAAUGAGGUGAGAGUCAUGAAAUCAGCUUCCUCCUUGUUUCUGCUUGAUGGGUCCCCUUUUCUAGCAUCCCUCUGUUAAGUCUGUAUGGUUUUCUGGUUUGCUGUUUGUUCUGCUAUAUCAUUGAUUACAGUCAAAUUCUACUUCUCAACAUAACCAUCAGACUUUCGCUUACAAAUUUCGUUACUUCUAAUGCAAAUGUUCUCUAAUAUUAUGGACCCCAAGAAGAAAAACACAAAAGAAUUGUCAUGUCAAUGUGGCCAAAAAGUUCAUGUUGGUGCUAUUUCAUAUCGCGCUGAUCAGUUCAUGCAUAGAUUUGCAUAUCCAUAUCUGAACCUGUUUUGGAAUUAGGUUCUCCUUCAUUUCCCGCCAUAUACAAAUAACCAGUUGCUCACUCUACUAAAGUUCUAUUGUUCAGGCAUUUUAAUUGGUAAAUUAUAGCAGAAGAUUUCAUUCUCUACCUAGACAACAAUGGCUAAUGAGAAAGACGCAGAUGAACACUCGCGAACAUACCUAAUAGAUGAGCUCACAAGUCGAUCCCCAGUGCUGGAGACAGCAAAACAAGAUUCAAGUGAUUCCGAGGAUAAAGAGGAUCUCUUCCCUAGAGUACCGUUUUACAAGCUUUUCUUGUUCGCAGAUCCAGUGGACUAUGUUUUGAUGCUCGCCGGUUCUAUUGCAGCUGUUGGGAGUGGCAUCAGCAUGCCCCUCAUGACUCUAUUUUUUGGACAACUGGUCAACUCUUUCGGUGACACCGGAAAUACCAAAGAAGGGGCAAAUGCAGUUUCCAAGGUUUGUCUGAAGCUUGUUUACUUGGCUGUUGGAUCCGGUGUUGCAGCUUUCACACAGGUAGCUUGUUGGAUGGUCACUGGAGAGAGACAAGCUGCAAGAAUAAGAAGCUUAUACUUGAAGGCAUUGUUGAGGCAAGAAAUUGGCUUCUUUGACAAGGAAACGAAUACGGGUGAAAUCAUUGGAAGGAUGUCAGGCGACACUGUUCUUAUCCAAGAUGCCAUGGGCGAGAAGGUGGGAAAGUUCAUACAGCAAGUUGCCAUAUUCUUCGGAGGCUUUGCUAUUGCAUUCAUCAAAGGGUGGCUUCUCACGCUAGUUAUGCUAGCUUCAAUCCCUCUCCUCAUCUUGUCCAGUGCCGUUUUUAACAGAACUCUUGCAAAGCUGGCUUCUCGUGGGCAAACCUCAUACUCACAAGCAGCAGCUGUUGUAGAGCAAACAGUCGGAUCAAUAAGAACUGUCGCGUCGUUUACAGGAGAGAAGCAAGCUAUUGCUAGGUACAAAGAAUCUAUGACUAAAGCCUAUCAAUCUGGCGUGCACGAGGGCUUGGUCUCAGGGAUGGCAUUUGGUACACUUAUGUUCGUCGUGUUUUGCACUUAUGCGUUGGCGGUUUGGUUCGGUGGGAAGAUGAUCCUUGAGAAAGGGUACACAGGGGGGGACAUUGUCAAUGUUGUUCUCGGUGUAUUGUCUGGAUCCACGGCCCUAGGACAGGCAUCUCCAUGCAUGAGUGCAUUUGCUGCGGGACAAGCAGCGGCGCUCAAGCUGUUUGAGGCAAUCAACAGGAAGCCACAGAUAGAUGCUUACGAUCCUUCAGGACGAACACUAGACAACAUUCAUGGUGAUAUCGAACUAAGGGAUGUGUAUUUCAGUUACCCUUCUAGGCCAAAUGAACAAAUAUUUAGCGGAUUCUCUCUUUCCAUACCUAGUGGUACAACUACUGCUUUGGUUGGAGAGAGUGGAAGUGGGAAAUCAACCGUUAUCAGCUUGAUCGAGAGGUUCUAUGACCCGGAUGCUGGAGAAGUUCUUAUGGAUGGCAUCAAUCUCAAAGAGCUUCAGCUCAAAUGGAUUAGACAAAAGAUCGGGCUUGUCAGUCAAGAGCCGGUGUUGUUUACAUCUAGCAUUGGGGAAAAUAUUGCAUAUGGUAAGGAAGGCGUGGCUGCCGAAGAAAUUAGAGCAGCUGCUGAGCUUGCAAAUGCCACUGAAUUCAUUGACAAACUACCUCAGGGAAUUGACACAAUGGUUGGCGAGCACGGAACUCAGUUGUCUGGAGGACAAAAGCAAAGAGUAGCAAUAGCGAGAGCAAUUCUAAAGGACCCGAGAAUUUUGCUUCUAGACGAAGCCACGAGUGCCCUGGAUGUAGAAUCCGAGAGGAUUGUGCAGGAGGCACUUGAUAGGAUCAUGGCCGACCGGACAACUGUCAUAGUAGCCCACCGACUUAGCACAAUAAGGAACGCAAAUACAAUCGCCGUGAUACACCAUGGCAAAAUUGUUGAGAGAGGUUCUCAUUCUGAGCUGGUCAAAGAUUGCAAUGGAGCAUACAGCCAGCUUAUACGACUGCAAGAAAUUGCCUCUGUGUCGGAACAAAAGGAGACGGUCAAUUUGGGUGAGCAGGAAAUAGCUGGUGAUUCCUUGAGAAAUUCAAGUCGAAGGAUGUCCUUCCGGCGUUCAAUCAGUCAGGGAUCCUUGACUGGAAGUACCAGUCACCGCCUGUUUUCAGACAAACUGACUAAUAAUUCUUGCUCGGAAACAACGAAAAGCCUUCGGAAUGUUUCUCUCCGACGAGUGGCUUAUCUAAAUAAGCCAGAAAUCCCAGUUUUAGUGCUGGGAACUUUAGCAGCUGCCGCAAGCGGAGCAAUAUUUCCCAUGUUUAGCAUUCUCAUCUCUGGUGUAAUUAAAACUUUCAACGAGCCACCACAUGAGCUCCGCGAAGGAACAAAGUUUUGGGCUUUGAUAUUCCUUGCUCUUGGUUCGGCGUCCCUUUUGGUCCAUCCGAUGAAAUCCUACUUUUUCACCGUGGCCGGGUGUAAAUUGAUCGCACGAGUCCGGACUAUGUGCUUCAAGAAGGUGGUUCACAUGGAAAUAAGUUGGUUCGAUGAAGUGGAGCAUUCAAGUGGUGCCAUCGGUGCUAGGCUCUCUGCUGAUGCAGCCGCUUUAAAAAUUCUGGUUGGGGAUGCGCUCGGUCUGAUUGUUCAAAAUAUUGCAACUGCCAUUGCAGGUUUUGCUAUUGCUUUUGUGACGAAUUGGCAGUUGGCUUUUAUAAUUCUCUCCUUGUUUCCUUUCUUUGGAAUCAACGGUUACGUUCAAAUGAAAUUCAUGGCAGGGUUUAGCACAGACGCGAAGAAAAUGUAUGAGGAAGCAAGUCAAGUUGCGAAUGAUGCGGUGGGAAGUAUCAGAACAGUUGCUUCUUUCUGUGCUGAAGAAAGGGUGAUGGAUUUGUACCGGCGAAAAUGUGAAAGCCCGAUGAAGAAAGGAAUAAGGCAGGGACUAAUAAGUGGGAUAGGAUUUGGGUCGGCCAUGUUUUUCCUUUACGCAGUCUUUUCAUGCAGCUUCUAUGCCGGAGCCCGGCUAGUCGAGCAAGGCAAGAUGAAGUUCUCUGAUGUUUUUCGCGUUUUGUUUGCUCUUGAAAUGGCAUCAGUCGGAAUCACCCAGUUGAGUUCUAUUUUUACGGAUGCUGCCAACGCAAAGGGCUCGGCUGCUUCCAUAUUAGAGAUCCUUGAUAGGAAAUCCAUUAUCGAUCCUGGCGACGACUCGGGAAUAACAAUAGAAAAUCUCAAAGGAGAGAUCGUGUUCGACCAUGUCGGUUUUAGCUAUCCCACCAGGCCCAAUGUCCAAAUAUUCCAAGAUCUUUGCUUGGCAAUUCCUUCCAGCAAGACGGUUGCGCUUGUUGGAGAAAGUGGGAGCGGAAAAUCUACGGUUAUCUCGUUGUUGCAGAGAUUUUAUGACCCUGAUGCGGGUAACAUUAUGCUCGAUGGAAUUGAAAUCCGGAAACUGCAGCUGAAAUGGUUGAGGCAUCAGAUGGGCCUGGUAAGCCAGGAGCCCGUGUUGUUUAACGACACCAUUCGUGCCAACAUCGCGUACGGGAAGGAAGGGAUCGCAACGGAGGCUGAAAUCGUAGCUGCUGCAGAAUUAGCCAAUGCAAAUGGGUUUAUUAGCAGCUUACAGCAGGGUUACGACACGAUAGUAGGCGAGCGAGGGAUCCAGCUUUCUGGUGGACAGAAGCAAAGGGUGGCCAUUGCGAGAGCCAUAGUGAAGGCGCCAAAAGUGUUGCUACUUGAUGAGGCGACGAGUGCUCUCGACGCCGAAUCGGAACGGGUAGUCCAGGAUGCAUUGGACCAAGUCAUGGUGAACAGAACCACCAUCGUCGUAGCCCACCGCUUGUCCACGAUCAAGGGCGCCGACAUGAUCGCCGUGGUGAAAAACGGAGUCAUCACGGAGCAAGGGAAGCACAAAAGUCUGAUUACGAUAAAGGAUGGUGUGUACGCUUCGAUGGUGGCACUGCAUUCGAGUACUUCAUCCAAGUGAGCAGAUUGUGUUGUUCUCCUAAUUUUCCCGGAUUCCUUCCCAGCUUAUAAACUACAGAUUGAAUGUUUAGAGUACAUGAGAAAGUUCUCGCUCUUUGAUGCA